CAGCUUUUCAGCCGCAAACGCAAAACAAAUGUGCAGGAACAAUUCAAAAAUAUUAAUAUUUGUGUUUCUGGCUUAAUUAAAGUGUAAUUAAUAUAUCAAAUUAGUUAAAUGUCGAGAGUAGCAUUAACGCUAACCAGUGGAAUUAAAUUCUUGCAGCUACCGAAUACUUCAAUCCUUGCUGCUGCUUCUCAAAUCCUACCAAUUCAAUGCCGUCAUAAAAUCAACAAUCGUCACUGGAAUCCAAAAUGGAAACGAAUGCGUGCACAAAAAUUCAUUAAAAUGGAAAUUCCUGAUUUAAAUGAGAGCACUAUUGAGGAAUUGACACCGGACGAACGAAGAUCCAAAAUGAAGAAACGAGGAAUUUUACCACCAAGACCAUACAUGGAACGUCCAUUUUAUAUCUCAGCAACUGGAGGUAUAUUCGAGCCUUACGUGCCAGCAGAAGGCGAUGGCAAAACUAGUUCCAUAACCGGAGUUUUAAAGGAAAAAGCUGAAUUUGUUGAGAAGAAAGGAAAGUCAUGGAAUGCCGUACGAAAAAUUAGAAGCUAUGACGAGGAUUUUGAUACAAAAGAAUUCGCUGUUCAUGCCCAAGACAUUUAUUUAAAGGCACAUGAAGCACUGGCAAACAAUGAUAAGCAUAAGCUAAGAGAACUCGUCACAGAACGUGUAUAUCCAGAAAUGAUGCACAAUUCAAAGAACAAGACACUAAGAUGGAGAUUCAUCAAGUCACUGGAACCACCAAAAAUCAUUCAUGCUCGAUGCACAGAAAUGAUUUCAAAGGAAAAUCUUUUUGGUCAAAUUACAGUUCGGUUCCAUACUCAACAAACUCUUGCCAUUUAUGAUCGAUUCGGACGAUUAAUGCACGGAAGUGAAAUAAUUGCAAAGGAUGUCUUAGAAUAUGUCGUAUUUGAAAAACAUUUAGCUAAUCUGUAUGGAGUAUGGAAGUUGCACGAUAAAAUUAUCCCAGACUGGAUGAAGGCAAGAGAACCACGUCCAAUAACUUAUGUCUUAGAGCCAGAGCCUGAGGUUAAGGAAGAAAGUGAAAAGAAGGUCGAUGUUGCCGUGACACAGUAAAUUAUUAUGCUGUAAAUGAGUUAAAAUAGGAUUAGUAGGAAUUUAAUAAAGAAAUCAAAAAAUUAAAGAUUCGUGGAUGCUAUUUUGGCAUGUAUCUUGUUCUGAUCAACGUGAAGGAAUCGUUAAAUUGUAGUCUAGUGCACAAUAUGGAUCUCUUUCGAAACAUCCAGUGAUAGUUUGGCAUUUAAAAUUGCAUAAAAAUCAGAUUUAACGACUGCAUACCAAAAUAAACUUGGCAAUAACAAUUGACAUACUUCGAAUACUAUUUUUGU
Molecule: messenger RNA, 1346 nt
Organism: Chironomus riparius
Lineage: Eukaryota; Metazoa; Arthropoda; Insecta; Diptera; Chironomidae
Source: the annotation of a GenBank genome assembly